Molecule: messenger RNA, 940 nt
Organism: Paraphaeosphaeria sporulosa
Lineage: Eukaryota; Fungi; Ascomycota; Dothideomycetes; Pleosporales; Didymosphaeriaceae
Exons: 2
Coding region: 80-496 (138 amino acids)
Biological process (GO): mitochondrial respiratory chain complex III assembly
Cellular component (GO): mitochondrion; Cbp3p-Cbp6 complex
Molecular function (GO): ribosome binding
Source: RefSeq, a predicted model, not a curated record
CACCGUGGGCCUAUCGAAGCUCGUGGAUGAUGCGAGCAUUUUGUUGCGGACGAACAAUUGCGCAUCCACCACCACCACCAUGUCGCAGCCUGCCAUAGUAAAGCACUACACGCGCAUCCUCGCGCUCUGGCCCAAGGACCUCCUCCGCCCGAACCUGCCCUUCACACGCACCAUCGAGCGACGCGCCACACCCUAUGGCGUGAAGCCCGUAUCGCCGCCCAUCGACGAGGCAGAAAAGAAGACUGCGGCCGCCGCUGCAAAGCCUGCGCCCAUAGCAAAAUCAACCCCGCAAGCCGAGUUGCCACAGAUCAAUGCACUCUUCUCGUUGCUUGAGAACCGGUACAGCAAGAAAUACCCCGUAUCACCAGGCGUCUUCAAGCCGACGUCGAAUCCCGAACACUACGAGCGCCUGAUGGAGGAGAUUGAGCGGGCGCCCAAAAAGAGCUGGUUCCAGGCCAAGAUGGACGAGUGGAAGAUGAAGAUCAGGUGGCAAUGAUAUGCCACUGGGACAUGUACGAUAGGGGCACUCGACUUGAGGUCUCCAUGUAAAAUAAUUCGGAUCGGGCGCACUUUGACUGGAGAAAAUCGGUCAUCUGUAGAACAUGCAUCACGUCGGUGGGAAUGGGAUCUAGUAGACAGCUGCUCGCACCGAACAUCGAAGUAACGUUAGCACGCCUGCUGGCUGUAAAUAAGGGCGAAUAAUGACAGAAAGAGAAACAUCAAUAUUACUUUCCCUUUAUGUGAUACAAUCCAGCGCCUUUUCUCGCAUGGGCAGUGCGCAAUCUCAUACGGAUGAAAAGUCGGUCAAGUAUCGCAUGCGCCAAAGUCGUCCAAACGCCUUAGCGCUCCCAUGCCGACAAUAUAAUUCUACAGUGCGUCAGAAUAUCAUUGCUGCAGGAAGAUCCGGGUGGACCGCCUCUUGACUGGGAUUUCCGAAGAC